AUGACAGUAGGACACAAAGGAAGUGUAGACGAUAACCCAUACAAGGAAGACACAACUGACUGUUACAAAAAGGAUAAUGAAAAUGAAAAAAACGAGUUGGACAAGUAUCUAAUAAAAAUGGGAGACAUUACAGGAAAGGGUAACUUGAUUGAGAACAAAGAUUUUUACAAAGGCAAGUAUGAUAUGGUAAUGACCGAUUCGAUUUCAACGACCACGGAGGAAGUUUCUUGUCCUUGGCCCCUCGAGGCGAAGGGAGACGAUAAGGAUACGCUUCGGUUUCCAGAGGAGGGAGAGUAUGGGGGUGUUUCCCAGGACUUGUCGCUGGACGAUCAACAGUCCACCAAAGUUGGUAACGGUAGCAGCAGCGGACGGAGUUCCGGGGGGAGAAGCGAAGGAGGAGGCACAGGAGAUGGCAGCGUGAGUAGUAGCCGUGGCAAAACUGCUUGGGCUACGGCCAGUGCCGCGACCAGUGCGUGCAAAAGGGACGCGCCCAAUUUUUGUGACGAUAAAGAUUUAUACCCCGUUGAACAGGGGAAACUGAAAAAAGGGAGGGAGCCUUUUUUAAUUAGCAAAAAUGAAAUGAAUAAAGGGAAGGAAAACCAGUGUGAUAAUUUAUCCUCUGUUAAUAAGACCUCCUCGAGUGGCAGCAGUACCCACCAGACGAAUGGGACGCUGCACGAUUAUUCAGUUGGGCUAAGUGGAAAAGAAAACGAAAGCAAUAAUCACACACAGAAGCAGAAUACACACGGGGCCGAGUUGCCAAAUGAAAGCACCACUCCUUUACGCUCACAUGUUUACCCUUCAUACAUCUCCAAUCAAUUCAACUCUGUGAGCAGUAGAAAUAAUGCCCCCCAUAUGUUUAACGGGCUUAGUAUGGGUACAACAGUCGGAGGACACAAAAAUUUUGGAGUCGAGGGGGAUUAUACGAGGAUGACCCUUCGAGGAAAUGGCAACCUUAUCAAUUGUAUGCAUAAGAGUGGAAAUAAAAAUAGCCUUAACCUUUUGCACUUGAAGAAUAAUGGCAGCCGGUGUGCACAUGGGGGAGUGGGAAAGGAAGGCAGCAGAGGGGGAAGCCCCUCCAUGGGGAGUAAUGUCAAAAUAAUUAGAGGAGCAGCUGAUGUGGAAAGGUUGGUAGGAAAUGUGAGUAGUGGUAGAAGCAUAAACGGAGUGAUAAAUCAGGAAAUGACCCGAAAUGGAGAAGAAACCGUGAGGAGCGCCAUCAGCGUGAGAAAAGCAAACAGUGUGAGAAGUGCAGGUAGCUGGAGAGGCAACAAGGCGGCUUCAACACACACCUUGGCCUUGAACGGAGUAGAUAAUAAUUUGCGAAACAUUAAUCACAUGGAAAAUUUGAAAAGUCUCAAUAACCACAACAGCGGCAUGUUCCACCUGCGUGUAAAUAUGAACACACUGAGGAAUAGCACAGAUGUGUUGAGUGACCCGGCGGAAGCGCCCCCCAUGUUGGCCGUGCAGCCAAUGCCACUGUUGCAUGGUACACACCCGAUGCAUGCAGCGCAUCCGCUUGAAGGGAACCUAAAUUGCAACCCCAAAGUAGAGGAUAAAAAGAAACCAACGAGUGUAAAUGGGGGCGAUGUGAAAGUGGCAGGGAUGACACAUCCCCAUGUGAAGAGCAGCGUGGAGAACGCGAAUGUGAGAUUGAAUUCGAGCAGGACUCUGAGUAGAAGCUGCUUUGGUGGUGGCCAUGCGGUGGUGGAUUCGUUUAGGGAAGGCCCCCACUGCGUGGGCAGAAAUCUCAGUAUUAUGGGCAUGAGUUUGGAUAGGGACAUCGGUCCGCACGUUCAGGGGGUGGCCGUGGGUCCAAGUGCCGCCCGCGUCCCAUGCAGCCCAGUGCCGAUUCGAGGCGACACGAGGAGAGGCAGCUUCAGCGGAAAUGUUAACGUGAAUGUACCGUUUAGCGCACCUUUUAGCGGACCCUUUAGUGGACCCUUUAGUGGAAUCCUCAGUAGGGACUUCCCCAUGCACACAUGCAAAAGGGGAGGGGCGAUGAAACCCCCAAGCGACAGCAGCUACGUAAGUUGCGGCGGGUGCGGCGGAUGCAACGGGUGUAGCGGGAUGGCCGUCGUGAAGAACCUGUCCAGCAGACAUAGAGGUUUAACGGGGCCAUAUAAAAAAGAAAAUGAAGAACAUGGCAAAGUGCUAAACCCUAUGGUACAGAGGAGGCAUUUAAUUGGCUGCACACAAAUGAACAACUGGAUUAGUCCUUUUGAAAAUAAAUCGCAAGGAGGGAACAAUGAUUGGAGAAGACUAUCCUCAGCGUGCUGCCUGAGGAGUGGCAUGUACAAGCCACACGCAACGGUGAACAAGGAAAAGGAGGACGGACAGCUACUUGACUUAAUAAUGAAGAAGGAAGCAAGUAAAACCCUCAGUGGAAAAAAAAAAAGAAGAAUCUUAUCCACUAAAUUUGAAAUAAAAGCUUUCCUUAUAAACACAUUGAAGGCUAUAGGAAUUGUACAAACCAAAUGGAAGCUAAAGGACUUUGGGAUGAAUUUCUGGUUCCACAUGAAGUGUAUUGAACAGGAAAGGGACCUCAAUUUUUAUGUGAAGUUUUUCGAUACCCUGUUUCAAAUAAUGACAGGGAAAGGAAUUUAUUUUCAACCGAACGAUUUAAAAUUACUUGUGAAUCUUUUUAAGGAGUUCAAUAUUUACGACUGCAAAAAUAUUUUGAGGACGAGUUUAAAAGUAUUGAACAAAUAUGCCAAGAGGAACUUGAAAGAUUUUUCCAUUUUGGAUAAUGACGAGGACAUAUUGGAUGUGAACAGGGCCUUGUUGCUCGGAAGGGCGGGGGAGGCACAGGGCUCUGACUCGCCUCCUUCCAUUCACGCCACUUCCACCGAAACGGCUGCAGGGGACACUGGGACGGGCACGUCCAUUCAGGAAACCCCCGCAGCAAGCAGUGGCAACGGAAAUAGUAGCGGCAACGGGAAUAGCAACAGCAACGGAAACUUCUUCGACUUCCUGUUCACUUCGCUCAAGGAAAACCACGACGCGCUGCAAAAAGUGGGGCAGGAAAAGUUGUACCUCUCCAAUAUAUUUGCCAAUUUUAACGACCUGAAUUAUGGAGAGCUCUUUCAUUUGUUUUUGAGGCAAUGA
Molecule: messenger RNA, 3108 nt
Organism: Plasmodium fragile
Lineage: Eukaryota; Apicomplexa; Aconoidasida; Haemosporida; Plasmodiidae
Exons: 1
Coding region: 1-3108 (1035 amino acids)
Source: RefSeq, a predicted model, not a curated record